CCUGCAGUUCAACUUUCGAAUAAAUGCCUCUUUAAAAAGUGUUGCAUGCAAUUCAGGAAGAAAAUUAACUUAUUCAGAGAUGUGUAAGCUGUGAGCACAAAUUGUCGUAAGACAAUUUCAGUCUACAGCAGAGAGUGUAAAAGGGGGAUCGGUCCUCCAUAAGAAAGAGAACAGGGUUGGCGAUGAAGGAUCCGCCCUGCGUUGCGCCAACGUGAUUUCGAUGUUGCCGUUUUCUCAUUUUUUCUCGUGCGUUACAGGCGUGCUGCAGACUGUUGGCACUGUGUGUGACUGUCGCGCUGCCAUUCGGAUAUUUGAAUUGGAUUUUUAAGUCGGAAAAUUUAUAGGAUAUAGGCUCGGGUAAAUAACAAAUAAAACCACAGUCGACUGUUAUUGUAUAAUUUAGUCAUAUUAGAAACUGCAUUCUCAGUUUGGACCCAGAACUAUGGCUAAAUAUCCAGCAUGGUCUCUUCUGGCAAUCUUUUCUCUCCUGACUGUGAAAGUUUUGUCCAAUGACUUUGAUCUCACAGACGCCUUGGGUGCGCCUACGAAUCCACCGGCUCCCAAACCCGAACCUGAGCCAGCGGAAGUGACUGGAGGAGAUUCUAACCUUGAUCAGGAUGACAAACCCCCAACCAAACAACCGGAACAGGUCAUCACUACCGCCACUGCCACCAAAGCACCCGUGAAAAUCCAACCUAAGACUGCUAAUCAGGAAGAUCUGACCCAGAAAGAUAUCUUUGCGGCCACGGUCCGACCGGUCUUACUGCCCCGUUCCACAACCAGAGCGCCCAGAACCACACGCCCACCUCCCAGGCUCCAACCGGCACCUGAUGACUUUGAUCUAAGUGAUGCUCUGGAUCCAAAAAAUGAUAUUGGAGGAAAGGACAAAAACAGCAAAGGAGAUAAAGGCUUUGGAAGCGGGGGCAGGGGCGACGGGAGACCAAACAACAGAGGAGGCAACAGUGAUGGGAAGUUCUCAGAUGACGAUCUCUUUGACACAGGGAAAGAUAAUGGCUACAGUCCUGACAAGGGCAAAGGAGAACGGGAGGGAGGAACAAGCCCGCAGGACAACAAUAACUAUGACACCAUGGCAGAAACAGGCACCAUUGCUGGCAUUGUCAGUGCCGUGGCCAUGGCACUGGUGGGUGCCGUCAGCAGCUACAUCUCCUACCAGAAGAAGAAACUGUGCUUCAGCAUACAGCAGGGUCUGAAUGCGGAAGUCACCAAGGGAGAGAAUCCAGAGGCUGUUGUGUCCCAGGAGCCACAAGCCCAGCAGACCCUCCUGCAGUCCCCUAAUGCAGAAACCCCGAACAACGAAAACACUCUCUAAGCCCCCAACCCCCAACCUCCCCUUCCACCCCCUCAACCCCCCCCCCCCCCAAUGAAGAGGGCAGGAUACCAUUGCAUCGUCCCACAGGGCAGACGUCGGCACCCCCACCCCUUUGCACUACAAAGCACACCGUGAAGACCCAGCUGCCCUACCCCAUAAUGAACUGUGCACAUCAACAUAUUUGACUGUUUAACAAAAAUAAUAGACUUGUUUACAAUUUCAGAAGGACGUGCCAGAAUGAAGGUUGUAAUUUAUUCUGCUUUGGGUUGGGAAGUUAUGUAUCUUUCCUGUGGGUGCUGUGGGAUGUGUCCAGAUCCUCCCGUUUUCCCAAAUUUCCCCCCAUUUUGGUGUGAUAAUCAAACAGGGUCUGUAGAGGCUGAUUGUUAAUUGCAGUACCCAGCGGAUUGACACUCAUGAGGGCAGGGCUCUGAGCAUCAUUUCCAUGUGCAGUUAUACUACAAGCGGGAGCUUUGGUUUAUGUGACUGCUCAUGGAAUUGCAGUUAGGGUGGAGUUCGAGUUCAAGCCCUCUCCAAAUUCCAGCUCAUCCAUCCUUUGGUAAACAUAUUUCCCCCCUACAAAUCGAGUCCCAAGUGUUCAGGCUCUUUUAUUUAGCUUAGCAUGAGGAUAGCUCAGGGCUCCUUGGUAAGUUGGGCCGGUUUUACUUGCAUUUAAUUGGGCUACUUCUGCAGUUUUAUUUGGAAUUCCAUUAGCCUGCAAGGAUGAUUCUUUUUUUCUUGAAAGGCAUUGUGAUUGGUAUGCUUAGCCUUUCUGGUGUUUUAAGUUUGGAAAGGAACAGAAAAACAUGAUGACAUACAAAUAAACUUCUCAGCCACACAUGUGGAAAUAACCAUCCAAUAUACGUCUGAAAACAUGACUGUAAUGGGAUACUAAUAUUGACUAAUAUGAUGUUGGUGUGUAUAUUACUUUUAUUGGAAUACCAGUACUAGAAUUCCAAUGUUAAGAAGGGAAUUUGAAUUGAAUGUGUAGCUGAAGUCUAGGUAAAUAUGUCACAGGGAUAUGAAGUAUCUGUAGACAUACUUAAUAGCUCUUAGUGUUAGUUUAGCCUUGUUCUUCGCUUGUAACCUCUCAUGCAACCAGACUAAUAUGAGAUUGUAAGUUGCUUUAUAGCAAGCGGGCUGUUUAAUGUUUUCGGGAUUGAUGCUUGUACAUUGCUGCUUGAGUAUGUUUGUGUUUAUACAUGAAUAGCUUUGUGAACCUGUACCCUAUACUCGCUUGUGUAUGUAUGCAGUUGUGUCGUUCCCCUCUUUAUUGCUGAAUAUGCGUGUUCGUAAUAGUGUCAGUCCUCGCCAUUUUGCUAGCUUCAGUGUUGGUGUUGUUGUAUACGUUCCAAGUGAUUUUUUUUAGAUGGAUAACUUUGAACCUGGCUUUAUUUAGCUUGUUGUAGCAUUUGAUUUCGCCCGAACCAUGAUCCCUUUGAGCCAUCUCAGCGCUUUGCUUCCUACACGACUCCAGGCGGCCAUCGAUUAGCAUUAACACUGCUGUUACUACAGUGCCACUGUCGGUGCCUCUUUUCUGCGUUUCUUUACUGUCAUGCUGGGAACGGCACUAAGGGGGAGCCGGUUGAAAUGUGAAUUCACCACUUUUACCGAAUGUACUCAUUUUUAUCCACUAUUUUCCCGCAGUCAUAGGAAGGAUUUGAUGCUGCUCACUACAAAACAUUUAACACCAAAGAUGUAGCACCGAGGGAUCGUUUUUGCAUCUUUGUGUGUGUUGCUUUGUGUCCGUUGAAUGUUUUACUGGUACUAGAACUAAUUAAGAUGUAGCCUCUAAACUACCGCGAGACAAUUGUAUGUGAAGUUGUUUUGGCAUUGCAAAAAAGAAACCGUAACCCUUGAAGUACAGCUUUAAGUGUAAGUUUACUGAAGUAUAAUUAUAUUUUUCAGUUAAGACCAGUGGUUCUCAAAUUUUUUACUAAUAUCCCAGAGUAGGCCUACCCGAGGUAAAUUGAAUAAUGGUAGAUUUUAGGUUAUUUAUGCCUUUUCAUAUUGAUUAUUUUAUUCCUUUCAGCAUGUUGUUCACAUUUACUAUUAAAAUAUAAAUAAAUAUUAUAGAACUAUUAACACAUUUUUGGAAUAACAAAAACAAAAAUUGGUUUAAAAUGUGUAAGUCAAACGUAGAUAGGCCUACCACAUUUCAAGCGCUCUGCUAGAGGCACACAUAACUGGUUUAUCUGAUGAGGGACACAUUCAAAAAGAAAGGUUUGCGAAUCACUGGCUUUGACCAUGGCUUUUUCCCAUAUCUGUACGAAAAGUCAAAGUUACACUGUAUGACCCGUUAUCUGGAGAAGGUGCUUCUGAAAUGUCUCAUCUGUUGAAUGCUUCUACAUCUUAGCCACCCAGUCACCUGAACCUACAUGGGAAAUGGUUUGCUGUGUGGAAUUGAAGUCAUCUUUUACUGAGGUUAAAUGCACAGUUGAAAAUUACUGGCUGUAUUCAUCUGCACAAGGAAAUUUUGUAUGAGUGAAAUUUGUCAAGAGUGUUGAAGGGGAAUUUUUGUAGGUGUGUAUAGUGGCGAGCGGAAUAUAGAUGUAGAGAGUAAGGGUGUUGUGUGUUUUUACUAGUGAUUGGAUGCAGAGGGAACAGGUUUGUACAAAGUCUGCACCUUUCCUCCUUCAGUUGUAAAUUCCCAUUUAUGACUGUCGCAGAGGUCUGAGAGUGUCUGUUAAGUUGACAAACCUGAAGUUGCACUUGACGGUUGGUUUAUCCUGAGCACCAGGAUUUCACCGAGGACCAAAUGGAAACUGGCGUACCAGCAGAUGAUUGGCUGUUGUAAAAUCUGUAUGGUUAAGGGUUUUCUUAUAUAGAGUACUAAGAUGCAUUGGGGGUAGAAACUUUGCUGUUGGGGAUUUUCUCUCACUGUGUGGGUUGCUGCUGAAGCUUGAUCUGUAACCGAGGGGAGUGAGGACCUGAAGGACGGAGUAUGCCCUGGCUGCAUGCUCCAUACACCCGGAUCCAUAUUCGCACUUAAGUAAGCUGACACCUCACUACUGUCGCACAAAAUCAGUUUCUGAAUCUGUACUUCCACUUAGGUUCACUGCAUUCACCUGAAUACCACAGUUCUAUAUAAGGCUGUCGCUUUAUUGCUUGAGAGUUUUUCUACUGUUGCCUUUAUUAAAACUGUUUGCAAAUCCCCAAACUGGAAUCCCUCACAGCUGCUCCUAUCAGUGCCUGAAAACCCAAGUGUGGACUUCCUCACAAGAGCAAACGUGCACCUCAGAUCCGAAUUCUCCCUCGGAUGAUUUCAAAAAUCAGGAACGUGGAGUUUGAGAGGGCUGAUAGUGUGCAAAUAGUGUCUUACUACACUGCACUGACUAACUGCUUGCUGUUCCUGAUGGUCUGAAUGUCUGUAACAAUCAUGCUACUGUAACUCACUGGCAUUGUAUCGAGGAGAACAGUGAAUACAAUUAAACUUAAUAAAAUGGAAAAAAAAAAAGAA
Messenger RNA from Anguilla rostrata (American eel), 4787 nucleotides. RefSeq names its product CD99 molecule-like 2 (gene cd99l2). NCBI's taxonomy places the organism in Eukaryota, Metazoa, Chordata, Actinopteri, Anguilliformes, Anguillidae. Gene Ontology annotation, cellular component: plasma membrane. Gene Ontology annotation, biological process: T cell extravasation; positive regulation of neutrophil extravasation; homotypic cell-cell adhesion. The record is from RefSeq and is a predicted model, not a curated record. Bases 443 to 1330 code for a protein of 295 amino acids. The transcript is spliced from 12 exons.